This is a messenger RNA of Amblyraja radiata (thorny skate), 2133 nucleotides long. Its product is annotated as alpha-2-macroglobulin-like. NCBI's taxonomy places the organism in Eukaryota, Metazoa, Chordata, Chondrichthyes, Rajiformes, Rajidae. Gene Ontology annotation, molecular function: endopeptidase inhibitor activity. Bases 49 to 2118 code for a protein of 689 amino acids. The record is from RefSeq and is a predicted model, not a curated record. The transcript is spliced from 17 exons.
AUUUAAAGAUCAGUCGGGAGUCAGACUCGCAGUCAGUGAAAGACUGAGAUGGACAGGAGAGAGAUGGUGGCUGGCGUCCUGUUCCUCCUACUGGGGGUAGUGGGAGCAGCCCCGCACAUGCUGGUCCUGAUCCCAUCGGAGAUCCAGCUGGGAAGCCCGGAGAAGUUGUGUGUGGUGCAGCCGGCCGGGGCGGAGGGGAGCGGGGGCUCCCUCAGGGUGACUAUGUCCUACGCCCAGGUCCACAUCACCCUCCUCCAGAUGGAAUCGCAGGACAUCGGAGCCUAUCGCUGCGUCCAGUUCACGGCGAGCGAAGGGGCAGUGAAACUGAAUCUGGACAAUGAAUGGAAUUCCGUGGCCAUAGUCACGGUGAUCGGAUCUGGGGAACUGGCCGCGAUCAAGAUCACCAAGAAAGUUCUCCUGAAGAAGUACCACUCUCUGACCUUUGUUCAGACCGACAAACCCGUCUACAAACCAGGGCAGACAGUGCGGUUCCGGGUGGUGUCAUUGGACCAGGACUUCCAGCCGACCCUGGAGAAGUACCCGCUGAUAAUCCUCUAUGACCUUGCGCAGUAUCGGAUUGGCCAGUGGCUGGACCAGGCGGGCAGUCAUGGGAUCGUGGAUCUCAGCUUCGACCUGAGUCCCGACACUCCGAUGGGCUCGUACAUGAUCCAAGUGCAGAAGUCCAGCGGGAAAGUGACCCACAGCUUCACCGUGGAGGAAUACGUGCUGCCCAAGUUUGAACUGAAGGUUCAUCUUCCCAAACAAAUCACUAUCCUAGACACAAGGAUUCUCAUCAAAGUGUGUGGCAGAUACACCUAUGGUAAACCCAUGCGGGGAGAUGUUAACGGCACUGUUUGCCUGCAAACAGUUUACCGUUCUCAGAGAAACUGUCACAUCAUGACAGGCAAGACGGAUACAGACGGCUGCUUCUCCAGGGAUCUGUCCAUGGACACCUUCCGGAUCAGGACCAACCGGCGCUCUGGGAACAUCCACGCACACUUCGUAGUGGCUGAGGAGGGGACAGGGAUAAGGAGGGAAGGUUCGGGCAGCUGCCAGGUAUCAUCAGAGGUCACCACGAUCAGUUUUGAGGAGGUGGAAAAAUACUACAAGACCGGGAUCCCGUACACAGGAAAGGUGAAGGUGAAAUAUGUCACCGGCCGCCCGUUUGCAAACGCACGGAUAUAUUUGUUCAAUUCCCAAUAUCCGGGAGCACAGCAGGUUGUUGCGGACGAGAGAGGAUUGGCCACGUUCACCUUCAACACCUCCACCUGGGAGAUGCAGCCUGUGCAACUCAUGGCUAUUUACCAGCUGCUCCCUAACGAACACUAUUCAGCCAGACACGUUCCCGCCCGCCAUUCCAUCAAACCCUUCUACUCCAGGUCGGGCAGCUUCAUCUCCAUCGGGAAGGUCGGCAGCGAGAUGCCGUGCGAUUCCCAGCUGGACCUGCCCGUCACUUAUGUGUUCCAGAACCUUCCGCAGGGAGCUCCUCUCCACCUCCACCUCUUCCAGCUGGUCAUGGCCAAAGGGAAGAUCAUCAGCCUGGAGAGCACCCCCCUCAUUGUCGGGGGGACGCACGCCCUACAGGGGGUGCUGACGCUACCGCUCCGCCUGGCCGCCCUCCUGGCUCCCACCGCCCGGCUCCUGGUCUUCACCGCCCUGCCCAGUGGCGAGAUGGUGGCCGACUCCACAUACAUACACAUGGACAAGUGCUUCCGCAACAAGGUGCAGCUGGGUUUCUCCGUGCCGGAGGAGUUGCCGGGCAGCCAGGUGUCGCUGCACGUCACCGCCGCCCCCGGCUCCCUCUGCGGUCUCCGCAUCGUCGACCACAGUGUGCUGCUCCUCAAACCCGAGAGUGAGCUCACAGUACAAAGUGUCUACUCCAUGCUGCCGGUCACUGACCUGAACGACUACUCCAACUCAGUGCGUGACCAUAACUCUGACAACUGUGUUCCUCAGCCUGACGAUUCACUGCUCAAACAGUUCAACAAGGACUCGGUCAUUGACGUGGCUCAGUUGCUGCAGGGCCUAGGCCUGAUGGUCUUCACGGACCUGGAAUACCAGGUGCCCCUCAACUGCGAAGCGAGAGGAAUAGUCUAUCACUCAUAUUGGGGUGAGUAGUGAUGCCUGCUGACC